UCGCCGCCAUCCUCCGUGUGCCGCGGCUCGUCUCGCACAUCGUCAGGACAUGAUGAACAAAGACGGGCUGGAUGGAGUUGUGCCGACUCGGGUGACAGGCGCGUUGGGUUGUUGAAUGUAGACGUUCAGCGUGUCCUGAUCCUGUUACUGAUCGGGCAAAAACAGAAAGCUGGUCUCGAGCUGAUAUUUAGGGUUUCUGUUAUCACACAGGCUGUGUGUGGAUUUUUACACUUUACUCUUUCAUAGUAAAGAAUUAAUGCCAGAAAAACUUUGUUUAAACUCCUUUAAUAAGUUUAAAAAUGUGAAAUGUUGGUCAAACACGAGCAGCUGUGCAGGCAGAGAGUUUAAAUUCACAUAAAGAUGAUUUUAAAGUUUUUGAAACUUUCUUUCGUGGCAUGUGUGCAUCUCUGACUCGCUCUCAAACACUUGAUGGAGACGUUAUGUUCUUCACGCCAGUCACCGACAAUCCAAAGAGAAAAACAACCCGGAUGAGUCGAAUUCUGCACUUCAUGAAACAUGAUUCACUUCUUUUGUUCGCCGUUUCUUCCUCUUAGAUAAUAUUCUGCAUUCCUCUUUUUCUCUUCUUUGAAUUUAUUCUAAGGUGCUUGAUUUCUGAGGCACUGAGAGGCCUGUUUGUGUGUCUGUGGGUUUGUUUGCAGAGUGGCGUGGCCUCUCGCCGCCUCUCGCUGCCGGCCGGGUCCUCGCGGCCGCAGCCUGUCGGAAUGUAAUUUAAGAGCCGCCUAAUGUUUUGUUGCAGCCAUCAUGUAACAAUUAGCUGAGCUGUCUGUGUGGCGGUGGCGGCGGUGGUGUUGGUAGCACCUCUUCACGCCUGUGUUUGUGUGUGUGUGUGUGUAAACAGUUUAAACAGCGUGGGUUUAUCCCCCGUUAGCGGUUUCACUUCCACAUCGGUGUGUGUGGAAAACGAUAAGUGAGCGUGGAAUAACUGUUAUUAGCUGAACUGUCUGACCUCAUGUUUGAAAUACGUUGACAUAAAUCAGCUGAGAUUUGAGGACAUAAUCAGUCACACACAGAAUAAUAAAAAAGCCUUUACGCUUCUUGAAGGUGUGAGGAGCAGAUUUAUAGCUGCGACGUUCGCUUUUUAUUUUACAGCAGAAUAAAAAAAGUGGAAGACAAAUAAAAACUGAGAAUGUAAAUUCUUAGUAAAUUACAGCUAUCGUGUGUGUGUGUGUGUUUGCGUCCACACACACGUUGUUCUGCUAACAGGUUGCUUUUCUGAGGAGGCCAUUACACCGAGGCAGCGAUUUAGAUUUAUUUGUGCGUGAGGCAGAAAUGCGAGUCGAUCGGCCCUCGGUGACUUUUCCUCUCGUCCUCUCUCUCUUUAUGCCAGCUGCUCUCUCGCUCUUUCCACCUUUUGUUUCCCUCUGUACCUCCGCUGCUUUCUGCGGGUGUCUCUCUGCUCUCCUCCAGCGCUGCAGGGCAACAGAAAACGAUUCACAGCGAGUGCCCCGGCCUCGCUUUGUGUGUCUUUAUAUAUAAUGUGUGUGUGUGUGUGUGUGCUCCAGCCUCAUCAGCUUCAUUAGCUUCACGAUGGUCCAUCCGUGAGAGGAUGAGGGGCGGGUGGGGGUAUCUGUGUGUAUCUGCUCCAGCCUUUUACCCCCUUCAGCGUCUCCUUGAGCUGCGAUCCGCCCCUCGUGGCCCCCGUCCUACCCCCCUAACACACACACACACACACACACACACACACACACACCGCCCCGUGCUCUGCGCUGCCACCAAAAGGCUUGUGAGGAUUUGUCAGCCAGAUGUGACAAGAUUGUCAAGAGGCAGCGAGGAGAGAGGGAGAUCUGAUAUUAAUCAGAGCGUAGCUGGGAGCCAAACUCCCUCAGACUCGGUGUACUAACAUGUUCCCCUCAUUUACUCGCUCUGCAAGCCAAACACUCCCUACAAGUUCCUAACGGGGAGCCACGAGCACCAGGAAGCCAACCAAACUUUGGCUCGCCUCCUUCUUCUCCUUCAUCUCUUUGUCUGUAGACAGGCCGCUCUUCUCCUCCUCUCAUGGAUCUGCAGGCUAUCUGCUGCACUUUGGUGAACUGUAACUGUGACAGCUUCAAGCCGGGGAAGCUGAAGAGGAGGCAGUGUGAAAACUGCAAGCAUGGCUGGGUGGCUCACGCCCUGAGCAAGCUGAAGGUGCACCACAUGUACCAGAGCAGCCAGGUGGAGAUCGUCCACUCCAACGUGGUGUUCGACAUCUGCAGCCUGAUGCUGUACGGCACGCAGGCCAUCCCCAUCCGCCUCAAGAUCCUCCUGGACCGCCUGUUCUCCGUCCUGAAGCAGGAGGAGGUGAUCCAAAUCCUGAACGCGCUUGACUGGACGCUGCAGGACUACAUACGAGGAUACGUGCUGCAGGAUGUCGCGGGGAAGGUGUUGGACCGUUGGGCGAUCAUGACGUUUGAGGAGGAGAUCGCCACGCUGCAGCAGUUCCUGCGUUUCGGGGAGACCAAAUCCAUCGUGGAGCUGAUGGCUCUGCAGGACAAAGAGGGCCAGGCAGUGCUGGUUCCCAGCACCCGCACCAACUCCGACAUCCGCACGUUCAUCGAGCGAAACACCCCCCGCACGGCUGCCAACCUCUCCGCGUCCAAGACCGAUAAGCUGAGCGGCAACAGCAUGCACCACUUCGAGAACUUCAUCAACAGCAUGGCCUUCAUGCUGCCGUUCCAGCUGCUCAGCUCUGUCCCGGCGCCGUUCCUGGGCUCGCAGACAGGGGCGAUGCAACAGCAGCACCAGCAACAUCAGCAGCACCAGCCGCUGUGCCGCGGGCCGAUGGAACAGCAGGGCCAGCGGCAGGACGUUCAGGGGCGGGAUGGUCUGCUCAGGGACAAUCACCCCUCUCUGUCGCACCCGUCAGAGAGCACGCUGCUCAGCUCCGGUGCCAUCUCGUUCACGGCUGACCUCGACCGAAGUGGAGACAAGCCGGUGGACGGCCUCUCCGCCGGCACGAAGAUCGAGGCCGAGGACUUCUCCACCAGUGACAAUUACUCGGACGGGCCCUCCACACCGUGCACGCCGUCCAUCAGCUCCGACGUGACCCAGAUGUCACCGGAGAGCAAACUGCGCUCGCUGGACAGAAACGGGAGCGGUGGCGGCGUCUCGGGAGGUGUCGCCGGAGGAGGCUCUCUGAAAAAGGGUCGUGUGUUUUGCAACGCCUGCGAGAAGACGUUCUAUGACAAAGGCACGCUGAAAAUCCACUACAACGCAGUGCACCUCAAGAUCAAGCACAAGUGCACCAUCGAGGGCUGCAAUAUGGUGUUCAGCUCGCUGCGCAGCCGCAAUCGCCACAGUGCCAACCCAAACCCGCGCCUCCAUAUGCCCAUGAACCGCAACAACCGCGAUAAAGACCUGCGGAGCAACUUGUCCGCUGAUGAGAGCUCUCAAGGAGAGAAGAGGCCUGAAUACGGCACCCCCAUCUCCAUCUGCUCUGCAGAGAGCCAAAAAUCGGUGUCCAGCUAUAUGGUGAGCCACAUGGACUCUGGCUCCAAGCUCCACAGCAGCUCGUUCCCCAGCAUGGGCCAGAGCGGCAUCCUCUUCCCAAACUUAAAAACAGUCCAGCCAGUCCUGCCUUUCUACAGAAGCCUGGUAACCCCGGCUGAGCUCGCCAACACCCCGGGAACGCUACCCUCGCUUCCUCUGCUGUCCUCCUCUGUGCCCGUCAAACCCAUCACAGCCCCCGAGCCCUGCACGACUGACCCGAUACCAAAGAAAAAGUCUCGCAAGUCCAGCAUGCCAAUAAAGAUAGAAAAGGAGAUGGUGGAGCGAGACGAGCAGGAUAAGGAGAGCAGCUCCGAGGAUGAGGCUCCCUUACACGGCAGAGACAAGGACGAGUGCGACGGUAACAAAGAGGAAGGACGUCUGUGCACAAGACAAGCUGGGGAGGAGAAGGAAGCCAGAGAAGCGUACCAGGGCAAAGACAUGGAGAGAGAGCAAAGUUUGGAGAGAGAACUGACAGAGAGGGCAGACAAAGACGACGGCUCGAGGCUAGCCGAGACUGGCGUCAUCACCUGCGCGUCCUCCCCCUUCGAAAACAGGCUGAUGGACAAUCACUGUGACGACAGCUCGCUCUGCCAGGACCCCGACAGCAACACAGAGAGGGAGGACCGCGAGCACGCCCUCAACAAGAUGUCAGAACUCAAGUGGGACGACGGCGAGCACAGGCUGACGAAUGGUGGCGGCCUCCAGCUCAUAGAGAGGGAGGCGUCCGAUGGCUGCGGAGAUGACUACGGAGACUCGGGGUUAUCUCACCUCGAUCCCGAAGCCGUCCUGCCGCACCACUGUGAGAUCUGCAGCAAGAACUUCAAAAACCCCUACAGCGUCAAGAUGCACUACCAAAACGUCCACCUGAAGGAGAUGCACAUGUGCACGGUGGACGGCUGCAACGCCGCCUUCCCCUCCCGCAGGAGCAGAGACAGACACAGCGCCAAUCUGAACCUGCACCACAAGCUGCUGACCAAAGACUCCUUCAGCCCAGCCAACGCCCUCUACUCUCACUCCUCCCUUUGUCGAGACAGAGACUCUGCCGGGCUGGAGUACUUCCAAGAGCAGCGGGACCGAGACCCACCCCACCGGGACCCGAGCGGCCAGACCUCCGUCAUCUUCCGAGGGCACAACCGCAUGGGUCUGGUCUUCCCGAUGAGCAAAAUGUCCACGGCUCUGGACAGCACUGAGGCGUCUCCGGUGGGAGAGACUCAGGGAUUGGGAGGUGGGGAAGGCGGUGUAAGUGGGGAGGAUGGGGCAGUCCUGGACCUGAGCACCUCCUCCUCUGCCCCGCCUCGCGGCAGCGCUCAGUCUUCCUGGGACUCAGACGGAGCUGGGAGCGAGGAAGGGGAGGGGGCCGAGGAAGACGAGGAGGAGGCGCUCCCCGUGGAAGACAGCGAUGAAAGCUGCGAUGGGAUCGGCGUGGGUAGGCCCGGGGGCGACGAGCUUCCGCUCGAGGGGGGAAGGACCCUGGGCUGUGGUGAGGGAGGACAAGGAGGGCUUCAGGGAGGUGGGGGUGGAUCUCCAAUAACGUGCCACGUCUGCCAAAAGGUCUACAGCAACAAGGGCACAUUCAGAGCCCAUUAUAAGACUGUCCAUCUGAGACUUCUUCACAAGUGUAAAGUCCCCGGCUGCGACACGUCGUUCUCCUCCGUACGGAGCAGGAACAGGCACAGCCAGAACCCGAACCUCCACAGGAACCUGGCUGUUAGCUCGGGUUCCCCCAUGGAACAGGAGUAGGGCUCUGACCUCAAAGGCCAACAUUUACUUUGUCCAAGUUGUCCUUUUGUUGUUUUUCCUGGGCGCGUAAUAAAGAAGGCUCACCCGUUAGCACUUUUGAAACAUCACGCCAUCAUUCAUCCGUUACUUUAGGCGAGAAAGGGACGAGCAGAGAGGAAACCAAAUUCAUUUAAAACAACCAAAACCUGCACAGGUCAGCCAGUUGGUUUCAGUGUCGUGUCGUGCUGAUUUAUUUUAAAUUGGUUUGCCUUUGAGCCCUUUAAAAAAAAAAUCAUCCGUGUGGACUAAAGUUUUCCUUGUGUUGUCGAAUCACGGAGCCGUGUCCUGCAAGUGUUUUUUUCUCUUCCAGUGUUUCUGUCGUCGGACGUCCACGUCUGCCCCGUGAAGCCGUAGUGAAGUAACUCCUACACUCGUCAUUUCACUCGUUCCAGCAAAACAGUCUCUGUUGAAAAGCUAUUGUGUUGUGAGGUAGAACAAUAAGUUAUUGUACGGUGUUUCUAUGAUCUGUCUUUACUGUUCUCUUUGUUGCAAACUGCUAAUGUUGACCAAAGAUUUUUCUCAGUUCACAGUUGUGUGUGUGUGUGUGUGUGUGUGUGUGUAUGGACCCUUCGUGUUGUGGGAGGGGUUAUGCAGUAUUAAGAGGUCCGCCCGGUCUUCGCUCACCUUCAUCGUUUUUAACAGCAGUAUUCAGGCGUGGGCGUGGCCUAAAACAGUAAAAUAUAUAGAAAAUGUUGACUGAAAAGGUGAAAUCCUGUUUUUUGUUGGUGUUUUUGUAAAGAAAUGUUCUCACGCAGCCAGACUUGAUGUUGUUCGCGUGGUUUCUUGCAGUAACCUCACCGACUGGACAAACGGCAGAAAGAUGCCACCUCUGGAGGCAGGAAGGAUGUACUGUGAAAGAGUCAAACACUGAGAAAUAAUCAUGAAAAAAUGCAGUUUCUGAAUCUGGCCCCUUCCCCUGAGCACACCUUACACAAAGAGCCGGAAACAAAAUGUUUGAGCUGUAGAUUCUGUGAAUAAUUUGUUCUGAAAGACACCAAAAGAAAAGAAGCUGUGUAAAAUGGAAGAAUUUCGCCACUAACAUUACGUUUCUUUACGUGAACAUAAACACUGUGUUGUACAUUCCUGAUUUCACCAUGGUUUACUGUUCUGGUUUUGCUCGGUAUUCUGCAUAUUUCCUUUCAGUCUGUAUUUAAACGCGUGACUCAGAUUUAAGGUCGCACUCGUUUGUUGUUUGGAUUCGUUCAUAUUAAAAAAAGAGCAAAAACCGAGACAUGUGGAUAGAUGUUCAUGUUUCUUUUGAAUUAAUGUUACAAUAUUCAUUCAGUUUAAUAAAAAGCCAUAUGUUUGCAAGA
Molecule: messenger RNA, 6581 nt
Organism: Oreochromis aureus
Lineage: Eukaryota; Metazoa; Chordata; Actinopteri; Cichliformes; Cichlidae
Gene: bnc1
Product: basonuclin 1
Exons: 5
Coding region: 2017-5229 (1070 amino acids)
Biological process (GO): regulation of transcription by RNA polymerase I
Cellular component (GO): nucleus
Source: RefSeq, a predicted model, not a curated record